UGAAUGAGCGUAACGCUGCCCUAAUCGAAUCCUAAACUCGCCCAAACAAACCCGUACCAGGCGGCUCCAGCUGAUAGCUCAGCUGAUUCUGGGUGACAGGAGAGGUCGAAGUAUCGAAGACCAAUUUUCGCGUUUAUUUUAUGAUUACAAUUAAGGUGGAGACACAAUGUUCUCAGGGGUUGUUCGUGAGCCUUCCAAAACAGAAGAGGAAAGACUGAGAUUUAUUGAAAGAACCACAAAAUUAUUACAUGAUGAGAAGAAUCCAUGUACUAAGGAACAUAAUCAAUCGUACAAGUGUUUAGAAGAUAAUGACUAUGAUCGGAACAUGUGUGCUUGGUAUUUUGAAAAUUACAAAAGGUGUAAGGAAUUCUGGAAUGAUAUUCGAGUGCAACGUAGAAGGGCGGGUAUAGUGCCAAAUUUACCUCCACUAGAAGAACGUGAAGAGAUUAAGAGACAACAUAUGGAGAGAAUGAGAUCAGAAGCUAAUAAAUAGCACUAAAAUGGGAUGUAUACAGGGGUGCACAAUUGGACAAAAUUCUUGUUUCAAAAUAUCUUUAUUCAGGCAUCAUGUCUCUUGAUAAAGCUUCAUAUUGAAAAUGGAAGCAUAUGGUUGUCUAUGUAUAUAUAGAUUGCUAAGAUUUAAGUGCUGGAUGUGUGGGCCCUUGUAUUUUGGACAAGAGAAGCGGUGCUUUCAGUAUGUUAUGGCCAUUGGCCCUUGUAUUUUGAAGGUAGUACUGAAAUUUGCAUUGUUAAGUAGCCAGUGGAGUAUCAAGAACACUGGUGAUAUAGCAAUAUAUUUUUAAUACCAAGCCAUCACUUUAUUGCUGUUUGUUUUAAGUCUUGUAUUUUAUUUCUUUGAAAGCAUAUUAUGAAUACAGUUUAACCAUACCACAAAAUUAAAACAACUCUUAUAGCCCUAAUGUUACAUACGAUUUUUGUGAAUUCUUUGAACAGGCAUGUGCCUAAAUUUAAGCAAUAAUUUCUUCCAGCAUUCAUUUCUUAUAGAAUGGUAUUUUUGUUUUGCCCAUAAUAAAACUUGUGAAAUAA
Messenger RNA from Macrobrachium nipponense, 1047 nucleotides. RefSeq names its product coiled-coil-helix-coiled-coil-helix domain-containing protein 7-like. Gene Ontology annotation, cellular component: mitochondrion. NCBI's taxonomy places the organism in Eukaryota, Metazoa, Arthropoda, Malacostraca, Decapoda, Palaemonidae. Gene Ontology annotation, biological process: mitochondrial respiratory chain complex assembly. The transcript has 5 exons. The record is from RefSeq and is a predicted model, not a curated record. The coding region runs from base 167 to 493 and encodes 108 amino acids.